AUGAAUGCGUGUAAAAUUACUGUGAAAACGGUCGUAUCUACACCAAGUAGCUCAAAAAGUGACAACAAAACUUACGACAAGUUUAAGACUACGUUUAAUGUGGCCAGUAGUCGCCUUGUCCAGAAACCUGAUUUUAUCCGCUUUUCUGAGCUUGUAAACUAUAUAGAUUUAAAAACCAUCAGAGGCGGCUACAACAAAGUUUUUGCAGAACUCAACAAAGAGUUCGAUGCCGAAAUUGAUCAUUCUUCAACGGCAGCUGAAGAAUAUACAAGCGAUACAGGCGGCAGAUCUAGUAACACUUUUCCAGAGACGAAAGAUGAAACAAUUUGCAUACAGAAAACACUUUAUGAAGAUGUCUAUAAUAAAGCAUUACAGCCAAUUCAAAAAGGUGUUUUUAGACGUAAGCUUCAUUCCAAUCUGGAUGUAUUACGUAAAACGUGGGAUUCCGUUUACGGAACGCUUUCGAAGGAUCACUCACUCUUCCGUAUUAUUGACACCCAUACGCAUAUCAUACGCCCCUUCUUUUCUGCUAUAUACCUUUCACCCUCAAGUCCUUCCGCUUCCCACGAUGGUUCAUAUGGCACUUUCAAUCCUAUCCCCUCCUCCCAAUCAAAAUUCCCGCCAAUCAGUCCCACGCAUGUCACCUUUCCGAUGAAAGUCCUUCUGAUCUUUGAUCUUGUCCACUUGCACCCGCAAAAUGUGGGUUUGGACUAUGAGAUUGAACAGCAUGUUUUAAAUGGCAUGCUUGUCGCGGUUUGGGAAGCACACUGGCGAACAAUAUUUGAUGAUGUGCCUUUCGCCCCUGCCAAUGUAAGUGCCUCUGUGAACACAUAG
Molecule: messenger RNA, 834 nt
Organism: Phycomyces blakesleeanus NRRL 1555(-)
Lineage: Eukaryota; Fungi; Mucoromycota; Mucoromycetes; Mucorales; Phycomycetaceae
Exons: 6
Coding region: 1-834 (277 amino acids)
Source: RefSeq, a predicted model, not a curated record